AGCAGGAGGAGUGUGUCUCAAGUGGGGGAGGCUAAGUCCUGGAAGGUGGCAGUUUUCCUGGGCCGGCUGCGCGGGGAGCAGGUGGAAAGGCCCGCCUGGGCGGCCGGGGCUUCGGCCUCAGGCUCCGGGAAAUGGCUUCGAGGGGCAGGAUGGAGGACGGUUCUUUGGAUCUCACCCAAAGUAUUGAAGAUGACCCCCUUCUGGACACCCAGCAUCUCCCACAUCAUUCAUUACAUGCCCAGUUUAGACCCAGAUUCCAUCCUCUUCCUACAGUCAUCAUAGCAAAUCUUCUCUUAUUAAUACAUGUUGUAUUUGUCAUUUUAGCAUUUUUAACAGGUGUACUUUGCUCUUACCCUAAUCCAAUUGAGGACAAGUGCCCAGGGAACUAUAUCAACCCAUUGAAAGUGCAGACCGUCAUAAUCCUUGGAAAAGUUAUUUUGUGGAUUCUGCAUUUCCUUCUCGAACGCUACAUCCAGUACCACCACAGCAAAGUCAGAAACCGAGGCUAUAACACGAUCUACCUAUCCACAAGGCAUCUUAAAGGACUUGCACUGAUGAUACACUCAACCGGCAGCACAGCUCUCCUCCUCGUGCUGUGCGUGCAGCACUCCUUCCCGGAGCCCAGCAGGUUGUAUCUUGACCUCAUCCUGGCCAUCCUGGCCCUGGAACUCAUCUGUUCCCUGACGUGUCUGCUCGUUUACACAGUGAAAAUUCGAAAAUUUAAUAAAGCCAAACCACAGCCUGAUGUACUUGAAGAAGAAAAAAUCUAUGCUUACCCCAGCAAUAUUACCUCGGAGACUGGAUUCAGGACUAUUUCAAGCCUAGAAGACAUCGUUGAAAAGCAAGGAGACAUAAUCGCCUACCUGAAGCGACACAAUGCCCUGCUGAGUAAGCGCUUGUUGACUUUCACUUCCUCUGACCUCGACUCUCCGCCCAGUCGCGGGUGAGAGGCUCAAGGUCAGGAAAGCAGUUGCAGAGGAAUGCAGAGGAAUCUAAGACUGACUGGACGACCUGACACGCUGUCCUCGGGAAUGGCAGUUUUGGCCAGAUAACAUUUGACAGUUUUUGUUGGAAGCCUGAAUUUCGCUCUCACCUGUGUGGCUGUUUAGUAGGUGGGACUUGUGGGUCACUUGAAAGGUACUUCGCAGAGCCCGGAUAACUCGAGGAAAACACGUGUGUUUGCACAUUUUGAAGUGGUUUAACUGUCUGGUUUAUCCUAAGAUCAAAGGUAUAGUGUAAACAUCUUCUCGCCCAACAUUAGAACCCGGUAAUAAUUUGGCUAUUUAUAGGGAGGAAAUCUGACAUGAUGAUCCGGUUGAAACAAGGGUUUGAUCAAAUAAGUUCUUUCCACUCUUAAAGUGAUGAGAGAAGUCAGUAGUUUUUAUGGUUAAUGUUGUUUUCCCCUGCAGAGCCUCCUCAUGUACUGAACAUGCUUGUGUGGUAUGGGAUUACAGUUUGGCCCAGGUAGCUCUUAUGGAGAAUUUCCUCUUUGUAAGACCAGUCUCACUAGGUGAUUUACUAUGCAAACUCCUACAGUUUUCCAUUCUCCAGAAAUAAGAUAAUCAAGAUUACUUAGACCAGUGUCAGACUGACAAGUGUUGCUCGUUACAUCAGCAGCACCUUCCAUUGGCAACAGCUGAAAUACUUUGGAGAAAACUUGAGAACGUUCCCUUUAUUUUAAUCCUUCUUCAAAAAGUUGCCAUGUGUUUCAGUAUUGACUAUACCUUGAUUAGAUCAAGAAAGGUAUGUUCUGUGGCUUUACGUUGGUCUAAAAAGAACCUUUUUUAGCCUUGAAUUACACUUUCUUAAGUUUUAUUUAUUUAAGUAAUCUCUACACCCAAUGUGAGGCUCGAACUCAGAACCCAGAGAUCAAGAGUCACAAGCUCUUCCAACUGAGCCAGCCAGGCCCCCCUUGGAGUACACUUUUAAAUUAUGAGAAUGAGGUGUCAUAUAAACUUGCAUAUAGAUAUUAAUCAUAUCUAAUUCUCCAGGUGAAAUGAAGCAUUUUUAUGAGUAAAGGGCAUUAUUUCCCCAGUUUUCCUAGUUUGCCCCUUUAAUUUAUCCAUUUGCAUUAGCACCUUUAUAUACUGCCCUAGAAAGCUUAAUAGGAUGGGAGGGGACAUUUGUGAUCAUGUGUGUUGGUCAUUAGCCGAAUAAAUCAAGACCUCAUUUGAAAACCCGUAAGCUAUACACAACUGUUUGGCAGGGGAUGUAUUGAUUUGGUCACAUCCAGGUACUUAGGAGGGCGAACACCAGUUUCCUUUAGCUCUAGUCAUUGAUGGGACAUUCUAAAAGCUUUCUACCAAGGUGAAAGUGUUGGUGUGUCACCUGUAGGCAGUCUCCUUGAAGCCUCAAAAUGACAGCGUUCACAAACUAAAGCCAAAAUUAUAUUUUUUAAAAUUCAGAUCGUAUCCAAGUUUCCUGACUUAUCUUCUCUCCCUUCUUUUUUUUUCUUUUUUUCUUUUAAAUAAGUCUAUCUCAAAGCCAUUGCCUUCUCUGGAAAUCUGUCUCUGUGUUCUGGAAGAAGCUAUAAACUGCCUUUGUCGGUCUGCAGCCUCCUCAGGAGCUUCCUGGGUAUAAUCUGAAACUGGCCCUUGUACAUGGAGGGCUGGGAGAGACCAAAGAAAGAGGCAGACCCCUCCAGACUGGUAGGUAGGGGCUUUAAUAAACAAGGGAACUUACUUGUUACAAGGCUUGUCUUGGGUGCCUACAGGGUGAGCAGAUCCCUGCAUCCGCCUGCCAGAAUCAUGAAAGUUUAUAAAGAGGCCUUAACUGGGGCGCCUGGGUGGCUCAGUCGCUGAGCGUCUGCCUUCGGCUCAGGUCAUGAUCCCGGGGUCCUGGGAUCGAGCCCCACAUCGGGCUCCGUGCUCCGCGGGAAGCCUGCUUCUCCCUCUCCCACUCCCCCUGCUUGUGUUCCUGCUCUCGCUGUGUCUCUCUCUGUCAAAUAAAUAAAUAAAAUCUUUAAAAAAAAAAAAGAGGGCUUAACUGGGUUCAGUCACAUACACCAUCCAGAUCUCUCAACAGCACUCUGCUCUCUCAAAGGUAUGUCCUUGGACCAGCUCCCACUGUGCGAACGGUGGGCAGAAUAUACAUUCCAAGGACAGGGGAGGGGGUGAGCAGCUUCUGAAGGCCCAAGUCCAGCUCAUGGAUGAACUAGCAGUCAUGUCCUCUCGAUGACCUCCUCCCAACAGCCUUCAGCUAUUUUCCUUUUCAAAAGGAAAACACCAGUGGGAGAUGGUUCUUACUUAGUUUUAAAUGCAAUUGGGGUCUAUAGUCAGUUUCUAAGGUUUAUAGGAUGAACUUCGGCUUACAGAGAAAGAUACAGUUAAAAAGUUAGGAUAAUCAGAUUCUAAUGUAUGUCUGUAGAACCACAAAGACUUUUCUAAACUCAAUAAUGAACAUAUCAAACAAUCAGAAAAAUGAAACAAAGUAUCAGAACUAGGAAAACACGGUAAUGAACAAAGCACUUUAAAUGUUAAGCGUUCUAUUCACCAGGCAGGUGGUGUGGUAGCACAGCAGAUAGAAAAGUUAAGAGCCUGGUUUGUAAGGAGGAAGAGGACUAGGAUUUCUAGGCUCUGUGCUAAGUGAAAUAAUGGCCUGUAAGCCCAAGGAACUGUAGGAACUUCAGGUCAGGGUGCCCUGGCAGGGAAGGGGCUGUAGGAAUUCCAGGCAAAUUAAAAGAGUAAAGCAAGGCAGCUACAAAGGUCACAGGCACUGUGUCGAGUCUACACCAAAAGUGUGAGGGAGGACAAGGAGGAGAGCUGGAGAACGUCAGAUCUGGGAGGGUGCCCUGAUGCUACCUGUGUGAGGGAUCCCCUGGAAUGGGAUCCACUGAAGAGUUUCAAGCAAGGAAGUGACAGAGUCAGUUUUAUUUUCAGGAGGAUCCGAUUACAGUGCAAUGUGGAGGAAGCUAGGUGGCAGAAAGAGUUGGCCCUGAACUAGGGCAGGCAUAGUAACGUUUUAUUGAAAAGUCUGUAUGCAUAUACGUGUAAUAUGUAUUUCUAUAAUUUGGGGAUUUUA
This is a messenger RNA of Mirounga angustirostris (Northern elephant seal), 4020 nucleotides long. It is a transcript of the gene TMEM192, whose product is annotated as transmembrane protein 192. The transcript has 6 exons. Bases 132 to 947 code for a protein of 271 amino acids. Lineage: Eukaryota; Metazoa; Chordata; Mammalia; Carnivora; Phocidae. The record is from RefSeq and is a predicted model, not a curated record. Gene Ontology annotation, cellular component: lysosomal membrane; late endosome.